AUGACUUUGCGCGCCAACCAUCUGUACUGCAAUGGCCCCGAGGUACAAGGCGCGUUUGGCGUCGACACCCUCCCUCUCACUACGGUUGCCCACAUCAUCUCGUACCUGGAUGACGAUGUCGCUUCCCUCGCGCGACUUUGUCGCACCUCCCGCGUCCUUUGGUACAUGACUCUGCCGCAUCUGUGGAAAAAUGUCACCUUGAAAUCAUACAGCACUAUCCGCUACAAGGGCGAGCUGCCCGAAGGAUUUGGAAGUGCGAGUCCUUUCUCAAUGGGUCUGAAUGCCUUGGUGACGAGAAAUGUGUCGAGCUUGGUUCGCUCAUUGAGCCUGGAUGGAGAAUACAGUGCCUUGGAUUUGCACGAAUAUUCAAGAGCUGGUCGCGUGUCGGAGAGCAUCAUGGUGCUGAACAUCGCGCUUCGGGCAGCCAUUGACCAAUGUACCCAUCUCGAGCGAUUUCGGUGGGAUUUAGAUGUAAGACUACAACCAAACAUGUACGCUGGACUGGCCAAGCUCUCUCGACUGGAGGAACUCUGGCUCCGCUUCCCUACGAACCGCUCCCCCCAACCAGCCUACGACAUCCCACCUUUGCCGAAUCUCAAGACCUUGACACUAACACAUUACGAUCCUCUAUGUUUUCCCGACGACUUCUCCACCCUGCUCCUCCACGCAACACGCCUCUCGAGCCUCUUGUUGCACUUCUCACCCCGAAUGCGCGAACAAGGGGAACCCUCUGUUGUGCUUUCGCAUUUCUUCCGGAAAUUAACUGCAGCAAACCGGAGACUUCGUUUGCGCAAAAUGGGCGUGUAUAACCUCCUUGCCAAUGCAGAUACGUCCGAGUGCCUCGCUGCAUUUGACACCAGCACUAUCGAGGAUAUCACGGUAUUGAAUACGUUUGGGUUAGAUGAGGACGUUGUUGUGGCCGGGAGGGAAAGCGCAACUCAUUUUAUCGAUCGCACAUGGCAUAUGAUGGUGAACAACAAGGACCCGCUAUGCAGACCCAAAUCUUUGAGGAUGGAUCAGUUGCAUAAAAGACACGCAAUGGACCUAGCCCAAUUCGUUGGGUUGGAGAGAUUAUAUCUCGUCAAUGCAAGAUAUAAACCGAGCAAAUCAAACAGCACCGUGGCAGAUUGCAACGGCCAAGGCCGCAACAACGGCGCAGGGACUUCGGACUCUGACGCUUCCUCCGCCGAACACUCCCCUUGGUCAUCAUCAGUGGGUAACGGAACCGCCUCUGCCAGGAGUACGCCUAACAGCUUGAACCCAUGUUCAGCCACAAUCUCUCUGAGGGAUCUCUAUAUCAACAACAUCUGCAACAUCUGUGGUCCUACUCUUCAGCACCUAAUUUUACCUUCCCGUUGGCCUCUGACGGCCCCUAUCACCGCCCGCCUCAUCCGCUCGUGCCCGAACCUAACACAGCUGGCCGCCUCAAUUGAAUGCACCGAGGAGUCCCAGAUGGAGAUGUUGAGGUUAUUAAUGCCAUUUCUCAGUGAGCUGUGGGCUAUCCGUGCGCUUCUGCCUUCGUAUCCGCCGGAUGUCGUUGCGGCGGGUGGAGAGGAUGGAAGGAAAAGCAGAGACGCGCACGAGAGGUUUGAAAAUCUCCCAGAUUGCGUACACGAGCAGAAGAUCAACGAGGCCCUCUCCGAGCAUACUGGCUCAGGAGGAAAUGAGAUGCCGGAGCUCCGGAAAUUGAAGUAUAUUGGGCUGGGGAGCAAGGUGUGGGAAAUUUCGGGGGUUAUGGAGGAGGUUAUUAGAGGAGGAAGAGUCGAUGCCGGAGGUAACGGCGUCCAAGAAGUCAGCAGCAAUGGCAAUGGCUACCGCGGUGAGGGAGAUGAGUCGAAGAAGGAAAUCGUAUAUAGGCGGCGAGCAAGGAGAAUCCAGGAGAAAGACGUACAACAUGUUGAGAUAUGGAAGAUGGAUACGUUGGAUAUUGUUUGA
Molecule: messenger RNA, 1935 nt
Organism: Fonsecaea multimorphosa CBS 102226
Lineage: Eukaryota; Fungi; Ascomycota; Eurotiomycetes; Chaetothyriales; Herpotrichiellaceae
Exons: 1
Coding region: 1-1935 (644 amino acids)
Molecular function (GO): protein binding
Source: RefSeq, a predicted model, not a curated record